Messenger RNA from Thalassophryne amazonica, 2508 nucleotides. RefSeq names its product phospholipase C, delta 3b (gene plcd3b). The record is from RefSeq and is a predicted model, not a curated record. The transcript is spliced from 16 exons. Gene Ontology annotation, biological process: lipid metabolic process; intracellular signal transduction. The coding region runs from base 124 to 2493 and encodes 789 amino acids. Lineage: Eukaryota; Metazoa; Chordata; Actinopteri; Batrachoidiformes; Batrachoididae. Gene Ontology annotation, molecular function: calcium ion binding; phosphatidylinositol-4,5-bisphosphate phospholipase C activity.
UCUUGACGCUCCGUUUGUGUUGCUGCGGUUGCUUCUGUGACGUCAGCCGCUCCUUCGCCGGGAUAAAAGCAUGAAGCGGAGCAGACCGUGAGCAGCUCCCGGUUCCUCCGCGCGGACUCCGACAUGCUGGGCAGCAGGAGGAAAGCAGCUCCGGAGGACAACGGAGCCGGGACGUCCGAGUCCAAGGCCAUCGACCCUCUGCGGAACCUGGGAGUCCACACGGAUGAAGAUGUGAAGCUGAUGUUGCAGGGAUCCAGCAUGGUGAAGGUCCGCUCACCUCGCUGGCAGAAACAACGAACUUUAAAACUGCUGGAAGAUGGCAUCACAAUCUGGUGUCAGUCCCACAAAACCUCCAGCCGGGCCAAGGAGCAACAGUCCUUCUCUGUAUUGGAGGUGGAAUGUGUUCGUGAGGGUUGCCAGUCAGAGGUGUUGCGGCGGAUGGUUGGUUCGGUGCCCAACGACCGAUGUUUGACAGUCAUUUUCAAAGGACCCCGCAAAAGCCUGGAUCUCCUCUGUCAGAGCAAGGAGGAGGCUCAGUGCUGGGCUCGUGGCAUCCGCACCCUACAGGAGAGGGUGGCAAACAUGACCCACAAAGAAAAACUUGACCACUGGAUUCAUGCUUUCCUGAGUCGGGCCGACCAGAAUCAUGAUGAUAAGAUGAGCUACAAUGAGGUUCAGACUCUGCUGCAGAUGAUCAACAUUGACCUGAGCGACCAGUACGCCCGCAGCCUCUUUCAGAAAUGUGACCAGUCUGCUGAUGGUCGCCUGGAUCAUGGGGAGAUUGAGGUCUUCUGCAGGGAGUUGUUGAGAAGGCCAGAGCUGGACGCUGUGUUUAUCCGCUACUCUUCAAAUGGCUGUGUGCUUUCCACUGUGGAUCUGAGAGACUUCCUGCAGGACCAGGGAGAGGAUGCCUCACUCAUCCAUGCCCAAAGCCUCAUACUCACCUAUGAACUCAAUGAGUGGGCCCAGAAGAACCAGUUCAUGACACCCAAUGGUUUCACCAUGUACAUGCUGUCCAAGGAGAACUGUGUGUUUGACCCCGACCAUACCAGGGUUUACCAAAACAUGACGUACUCACUGGCUCACUACUUCAUCUCCUCCUCUCACAACACCUACCUCACCAAGGACCAGCUGACUGGAGAGAGCAGCACGGAGCCGUACAUCCGUGCUCUGAAUCACGGCUGUCGCUGUGUGGAGUUAGACUGCUGGGAUGGAGAUCGAGGAGAACCAGUCAUCUAUCAUGGACACACCCUGACCUCAAAAGUGCCCUUUGUAGAAGUUAUAGAGACCAUCAAUGAGUACGCUUUCAAAGCGUCUCCUUACCCCCUGAUUCUCUCGCUGGAGAACCACUGCUCUGUAGAGCAGCAGACCAUUAUGGCUCGACACCUACGCACCAUCCUGAGGGAAAAGCUGCUCACCAAACCCCUCAGUGGCCUGGAUCCUCAAUGCCUGCCAUCUCCAGAGGAUCUUAAGUUUAAAAUCUUGGUGAAGGCGAAGAAGGAACGCAUAAUGGAGGAGACCUCAUCCAGCUCCUCAGAGCUCAGCUCCUCAGAGGAGGAAGCCGAAGGCAAACCCAGGAAAAAGAGAGAGAACAAGAAGCUAUCAGGUGUUUUGAAGAUGAGUCUAGAGUUGUCCGAUCUGGUGGUGUACACUCGGAGUGUUCCCUUUAAGGGUUUUGACCAAGCAGCCAGAAAUCCAGCCACUGAAAUAUCGUCCUUCUCAGAAAAUGAAGCCCUCAGGCACAUCAAAGACUCAGGGAUGCAUUUUGUACGUCACAACAGCCGUCAGCUUAGCAGGAUCUACCCCUCGGGCCAGCGCCUUCAGUCCUCCAACUUCAACCCUCAGGACAUGUGGAAUGGAGGUUGCCAAAUGGUUGCUUUGAACUUCCAGACACCUGGUGAACAGAUGGACCUUAACCAAGGUAGAUUCUUGCAGAAUGGCCUUUGUGGCUAUGUCCUGAAGCCUCGUUUCAUGUGUCAGUCAGAUACAGCAUUCAACCCUGAGAAUGUUGGAGGAGGUCCCAGUCACCGGCCUGCCCUUCUCACUGUCCGGGUUAUUUCAGCUCAGCAGCUGCCAAAACCAGACUGUGACAAACCCAGCUCCAUUGUGGACCCUCAGGUGUGGGUGGAGGUACAUGGUGUUCCCAUCGACAACAAUAAGAAGAAAACGCAUCAUGUCGACAACAAUGGCUUUAACCCUCGGUGGGACUGUACCUUUAACUUUACUGUCCAUGUUCCUGAUCUGGCUCUGGUUCGCUUCAUGGUGGAAGACCAUGACUACACCUCAAGUAAUGACUUCCUGGGACAGUUCACCCUGCCGUUCACCAGCCUUUGCACAGGUUAUCGUCAUGUUCGAUUACUAAAACUGGAUGGCUCAAGCCUUUCUCCUGCCUCGAUCUUCAUCCACAUCAAGAUCACUUCACAUCAGAGUCCCUCUAAAUCACCGGCCAAAUCACCAGCCAAAUCACCGGCAUCUUCAGCCAAGAACUACUAAAUACAACCUGGACCC